Messenger RNA from Eubalaena glacialis (North Atlantic right whale), 1278 nucleotides. It is a transcript of the gene SYT4, whose product is annotated as synaptotagmin 4. Gene Ontology annotation, cellular component: synapse; membrane; axon. Bases 1 to 1278 code for a protein of 425 amino acids. Gene Ontology annotation, molecular function: calcium-dependent phospholipid binding; clathrin binding; SNARE binding. Gene Ontology annotation, biological process: calcium-ion regulated exocytosis; vesicle fusion; regulation of dopamine secretion. The record is from RefSeq and is a predicted model, not a curated record. The transcript has 4 exons. NCBI's taxonomy places the organism in Eukaryota, Metazoa, Chordata, Mammalia, Artiodactyla, Balaenidae.
AUGGCUCCGAUCGCUACCAGCCGGGAAGAAUUUGAUGAAAUCCCCACAAUGGUGGGGAUCUUCAGUGCAUUUGGCCUGGUCUUCACAGUCUCUCUGUUUGCAUGGAUCUGCUGUCAGAGAAAAUCAUCCAAAUCUAACAAGACUCCUCCAUAUAAGUUUGUGCAUGUGCUAAAGGGAGUUGAUAUUUACCCUGAAAACCUAAACAGCAAAAAGAAGUUUGGAGCAGAUGAGAAAAAUGAAGUAAAGAAUAAACCAGCUGGGCCAAAUAGUUCUUUGCGUCUUGAUCUUGAGAAGAGAGAUCUAAAUGGCAAUUUUCCCAAAACAAACCUCAAAGCUGGCAGUCCUUCUGACCUGGAGAAUGUGACCCCAAAGCUCUUUUCAGAAGGGGAAAAAGAGGCAGUUUCCCCUGAUAGCUUAAAGUCCAGCACUUCUCUUACUUCAGAUGAGAAACAAGAGAAGCUGGGAACCCUCUUCUUCUCCUUAGAGUAUAACUUUGAGAAGAAAGCAUUUGUGGUAAAUAUUAAAGAAGCCCGUGGCUUGCCAGCCAUGGAUGAGCUGUCGAUGACCUCUGAUCCAUACAUCAAAAUGAUGAUUCUCCCAGAGAAGAAGCAUAAAGUGAAAACCAGAGUUCUGAGAAAGACCUUGGACCCAGCUUUUGAUGAGACCUUUACAUUCUAUGGAAUACCCUACACCCAGAUCCAAGAGUUGGCCUUGCACUUCACAAUCUUGAGUUUUGACAGGUUUUCAAGAGAUGAUAUAAUUGGAGAAGUCCUUAUUCCUCUCACAGGAAUUGAAUUAACUGAUGGAAAAAAGUUAAUGAACAGAGAGAUUAUCAAGAGAAAUGUUAGGAAGUCUUCGGGACGUGGUGAGUUACUGAUCUCUCUCUGCUAUCAGUCCAUCACAAAUACUCUCACUGUGGUUGUUUUAAAAGCUCGGCACCUGCCUAAAUCUGAUGUGUCUGGACUUUCAGAUCCCUAUGUCAAAGUGAACCUGUACCAUGCCAAAAAGAGAAUCUCCAAAAAGAAGACUCAUGUGAAGAAAUGCACCCCCAAUGCAGUGUUCAAUGAACUGUUUGUCUUUGACAUUCCCUGUGAGGGUCUUGAAGAGAUAAGUGUUGAAUUUCUGGUUUUGGAUUCUGAAAGGGGAUCCCGAAAUGAGGUGAUUGGGCGGUUGGUCCUGGGAGCAGCAGCAGAAGGAGCCAGUGGAGAACACUGGAAGGAGAUUUGUGACUAUCCCAGGAGACAAAUUGCCAAGUGGCAUGUGCUCUGUGAUGGUUAG